AUGAAAAGGGACGCCAAAAAGGAUCUCGAAAUGCAAGAACCCGCUACAGCACCAUGGGGUCUGGGCAUUAGCGAAACCGACUUUGAGAAGCUCACAGCCGGUCUUGAGCCGCAAGAUCAUGACGACAAGUGGCGCGUCGUGGUCUCGCCUCUGGGCGAGAAUGGCAUCAUUUCCGUCCACUUUUCUCGAACCGCAACCGGCAUUCCGCACUACAUAUUGUUUAUAAGGCCGAGCGAUGGGGGCAGCAGUGGUGCAACAAUCGAGGCUAUCACCUGGGAGCAGAACAAGGGCGGGAUUUACAUCUGGGAGGAAAUGGCCAAGAUGACAGUGGUGACUAUAUCCAGAAGCCUUCUAGAGUGCGACUACGAUGUGCUUCCACUGUACAAUACCGACGAUAUAUUGUAG
Molecule: messenger RNA, 405 nt
Organism: Aspergillus puulaauensis
Lineage: Eukaryota; Fungi; Ascomycota; Eurotiomycetes; Eurotiales; Aspergillaceae
Exons: 1
Coding region: 1-405 (134 amino acids)
Source: RefSeq, a predicted model, not a curated record